AUGGAGCGGCUGACGUUGCCUCCUGGCGGCGUGGCGGCCGUGGACGAGUACGUGGAGUAUCGGAGAAUUGUUGGUGAGGAUGAUGGAGGGAAACUUUUUACUCCUGAAGAAUAUGAAGAAUACAAAAGAAAAGUUUUACCUAUGCGCUUGCAGAACCGAUUAUAUGUGAGCUGGCGAUCACCAACUGGAAUGGAUUGUAAACUUGUGGGCCCAGAGACUCUGUGUUUUUGUACACAUAGGUAUAAACAACAUAAAACUGACUUUGAAACGAUACCACAGCAGCGCCCCAUCAGUCUGCCUUGCCGAGUGCCUGGCUGCCAGUGCAGGGCUUACCUGUAUAUCCCUUUGAAUGGUACACAGCCCAUUCGCUGCAGAUGCAAGCACUUUGCUGAUCAGCACAAUGCUGGACCUGGCUUUAUGUGCACUGCAUGUUCCAAGUGUUCAGGAUUUCAUAGCAGCUUCACUUGUGCUUGUGGUCAGCCUGCAUAUACCCAUGACACAGUAGUGGAAACUAAGCAAGAAAGACUGGCUCAACGAAAACCAGUAGGACAGGAUGUUCCGUAUGCAGCAAUGGGAGGAUUAACUGGCUUCAGCUCACUGGCAGAAGGCUACAUGCGAUUAGAUGACAGUGGAAUUGGUGCACCCUCAGCUGAAUUCUUAGACUCUCCAGUUACAGCCGUGGACCACAUGUUUGUAAAAGCAUUUCAAGCAUCAUCUAGUUCUUCACAAACAAAACCAACAGAUGAAGGCACAAGUAGUCAAGUUUCUUCCUUAAGGAGAUCUGAAGAGGAUGAUAUGGCUUUCUUUGAAAGACGAUACCAGGAAAGGAUAAAAUUGGAAAAGGCUGCUAAGCAGAAAGGAAAAGCAUCAUUGUCAUCAACUGCAAAACCUUCAUGA
This is a messenger RNA of Orycteropus afer afer, 897 nucleotides long. RefSeq names its product family with sequence similarity 221 member A (gene FAM221A). Lineage: Eukaryota; Metazoa; Chordata; Mammalia; Tubulidentata; Orycteropodidae. The record is from RefSeq and is a predicted model, not a curated record. The transcript is spliced from 7 exons. Bases 1 to 897 code for a protein of 298 amino acids.